AUGGACCCACAUUCCCGCUUUUCGCAUUUUGACAACAAGAGGAAUCCUAAAGCUGGGCCUCAAUCUUUAUCUCAAAAACCACGCUUCAUGGACAACCCAAUCAAGCCUAAUCUCGAAGAUUUCGCGUCUGCGAAGCAACAGAACCGUAAGAGUUCUGCUGCUCGCGAAAGUAGCGCAUCGAUAUUGGUACGCCGGCCAUUUGUGACCAAUUCGCGAGUAAAGCAGGACGAGAAAUCACGCAAGGACAUGUACUUGGCGUUUGUGAAUAAUGCAUUGCAGGAAAAGGCAAACGGAAUUCCUGAGCCUUUCGAAGAACUCAUCAGCCAGUUCAAUCCGAAACGUUCUCCGAACGAAUUACCGUUUCCGCAACCAGCUCAAUUGCGUCUCUGGAUUUUGGCGUUAUCACAUGUGGUCUCAAGACUCGAGCGAACGCACUCAUCACUUGUCGAAGCGAUCAUAAACAUGCCUUGGGUUACCAUGGAUAAUGCCACCGUCAGAUCGUACACAGUUUUCAUCGGAAUGUUGAUUUCCGCUCGACCAGAGUACCUAUCGCUCGUCCUUGCAAAGCUGUCGUUAGGUUUUACGUAUCAAGCUGGCUUCCAGGCCUUGUCUGCAUCACCACCCGAACCAUCGUCAAGUCCUGUGACACGCAGACUAGUCUAUGACCGUCAGCAUUACCUUCUUAGACAUCUACUGUCACUGAUUCCGACCCUUCCCUCAACUCUCAUGCCUCUCUUGUCGCGAAAUUUUCCCCAUAAGCGGCAAAACCAAACCGCUCAAACGACCUACAUCCGAAAUCUCCUUCACAUCUCGGAGUACUGUCCAGAACUCGCUGAUCAGAUCCUCGGGGUUAUCGUAGACAGAGCAAUUCAAAUAGAUGUUGAGAUACAGAUAGAAAUAGACGAAAUCGAAGAAGAGGUGGACCAAGAGCAAGAAGGAAUCUUCGAGCUUGAUCCUUUUGACGUUCUCGUGGGUCAAGAAGGUGACGAGGAAAAUUCCGAGGAAGAUUCUUCAGAUGAUGAAUUCGAGACUUUCAGCGAUAUCUCAUCUGAAGGUGGCGAUAUGGAUGAUGACGGUGGUUUGGCUGGACGAAUUGAUCAUCUGCCUCCAAACCAUGAGCACCUUCGCGAAAUGGUGAAGAAACUGGAUUCCAUACUAUCCCUUGUUUUCGAACAUUAUGAGGCUUACGCAUCCAUAGUCAGAAAGUCUAACGAGGAAGACACACCUUCACCGUCUUCAUCCUUACCCGAGUUACUGCCAUUACCGCCUAUUUCUACUGCGGUCAACCCGUUCUUUGACGCCUCACGUUCUUCACCCAUGAUGAAUUACUCAUCAUUCAACCAACCUCCCCCGUCUAAUCAAGCUCAGCUGGCUCAAUUAAAUCAGCUCGCUUCCUCGUCUCGUCCCUCUACCCCAACAUCAAUCACACCCGGCUCUCCAGCAUGGCUAUUACCCAACCAACCGCCAUUACCUGCACCAACAAGAAAGAUGCUCCAUACUCGAUUCCACGCCCUCCUAUCCAUAUUCGAUCGUACAAUACUGCGUACAUUCAAGUCCAGAUACACGCAAUUCCUUAUCUUCUGGUACACAUCCUUAGAUCCUGAAUUUGCAGAUAUAUUCCAGGGCAUGCUCGUCGAUCGUGCCCUUUUCCAACCUGCAGAUAACGGUGGCAAUUCUGCGCAGACGCCAAUUGUCACUCGCGCGGCUGCUGCAUCGUAUAUUGGCAGCUUCGUCAGUCGGGCGAAGUUUGUUGACCGAGAAGGAGCGCGACGUGUCGUUGGAGUUUUAUGCGAGUUCCUCAAGGCGCACCUCGAUAGUGUGGAAUCUAUUUUGAAAAACUCUACUUCGCUAUCCAAUAACACGCGCUCAUUGAAUACCGAGGCGCUGAACGUGACUGGUGAUCAAAAUACGGUGUUCUAUGCGGUGGCGCAAGCAUUAUUUUUGAUCUUUUGUUUCAGGUGGAGAGAUUUGUUGGAGGACGAUGAAGAACCGGAUGAUAUGGUCUCACUUCGGCUUCAGGGCACCAAAACUGCCGCGGCAGGAAAAAAAUGGAUGAAGCAAUUGGAUGUAGUCCAGAGAGUUGUAAACUCCGUACUAAAUCCCCUUAAGGUUUGCUCACCUAACGUGGCCAAUCAAUUCGCUCGUGUAGCGCACGCAACGGACUUCAUUUACUGCUACACCAUCCUAGAAUUCAACCGCCGUUCCGAUGCUUCUUCUGGAGAUGGGUCUGUCCUACAUACGCUCACGCAUGGACACCAUCUCACCGCCGAACUUAACACGUUCUUCCCCUUCGAUCCAUACAAACUUCCCAAGUCAGGCGUCUAUAUUCAGGAGGUCUACCGCGAUUGGACUUCCGUGGCUAUCGACGAAGAAUCUGAUGAUGACGAAACAUCAGAUUCAGACGAGGAUACAGACCAAGAACCCGCGCAUUUUUCGAGUGAUUUCGGUAUGCCAAUAUCAAUAUCUGUGGCGGGAGACGAGGCACACGAAAAUACAGAUGAAACAGCUCCAGGCCUGGGUGCCUCUUUUGAUGCGAUGAGCAUUAGUCCCGCAAAAGAUGGGAUGAAUGCCGCGGAGCAGGUUCUUGCGUUGGCUUGA
Molecule: messenger RNA, 2598 nt
Organism: Lentinula edodes (shiitake mushroom)
Lineage: Eukaryota; Fungi; Basidiomycota; Agaricomycetes; Agaricales; Omphalotaceae
Product: RNA polymerase I-specific transcription initiation factor RRN3
Exons: 5
Coding region: 1-2598 (865 amino acids)
Biological process (GO): transcription initiation at RNA polymerase I promoter
Cellular component (GO): nucleus
Molecular function (GO): RNA polymerase I core binding; RNA polymerase I general transcription initiation factor activity
Source: RefSeq, a predicted model, not a curated record